Messenger RNA from Cucurbita moschata (crookneck pumpkin), 1439 nucleotides. RefSeq names its product transcription factor MYBS3-like. NCBI's taxonomy places the organism in Eukaryota, Viridiplantae, Streptophyta, Magnoliopsida, Cucurbitales, Cucurbitaceae. Gene Ontology annotation, biological process: response to gibberellin; response to ethylene; response to auxin. The transcript has 3 exons. Gene Ontology annotation, molecular function: DNA binding. The record is from RefSeq and is a predicted model, not a curated record. The coding region runs from base 191 to 1228 and encodes 345 amino acids.
AAAAUGGUCAUAGUCUUACCAACGAACACCCGCGUUUGGCUAAUCGGAGCUUUGAUUUUCCCCUAAAAAUCCUCUUUUUCUUCAUCAAACCUCUCUCUUAUUUAAUCUUCACUUCUCACGAUCUUCAAUUCCACAAUUUUUUUCUUCAUUUUGUGCUCUACUGGCCUGACUCGCCGGGUCACGGAUCGCAAUGACUCGGCGUUGCUCUCACUGCAGCAACAAUGGCCAUAACUCACGAACCUGCCCCUCCCGCGGCGGCAGCGGCGGCGGCAGUGGUGGUGUUAAGCUAUUUGGGGUUAGGCUUACGGAUGGGUCUUUCAUCAAGAAAAGCGCCAGCAUGGGUAACCUCUCUGUACAUUACCAUAGUUCUUCUUCCGCUGCUGCCUCGCCCAAUCCUGACUCCCCUAACUCUGAUCCUGUUCAUGAUACCGAUGGCUUUUUGUCCGAUGAUACUACACAUGCAUCCUGCUCCGCUAAUCGUCGGGGUGAAAGGAAGAAAGGUGUUCCAUGGACCGAGGAGGAGCAUCGAUUAUUCUUAGUUGGUCUGCAGAAAUUGGGGAAAGGAGACUGGCGUGGAAUUUCUCGGAAUUUUGUUAUUACGAGGACUCCAACUCAGGUGGCAAGCCAUGCCCAAAAGUAUUUCAUUCGGCAGAGUAAUUCAACAAGAAGAAAGCGAAGGUCGAGCCUUUUUGACAUGGUUCCGGAGAUGGCAUCUGAUCCGCUGCCUAUGCCAGAAGAUGGAGUUUUACAUGCUUCUCAGGCAAAAGAAACAGAGAAUUCAAGUUCCCAACCUUCACUAAAUCUCUCACUUAAUUCAGAGUUCCAUAUGAUGGAAACUACAGUUGAAGAAAAUGGAAACGAACUCGAUGCAACUAAGAUGGAAGUUGCUGGUUUCCCACCUAUGAUACCAGGGUUCAUCCCGGCUUAUAUGCCUGUACCUUUCCGUAUUUGGGCACCAAGUACAUUCCCAAUGGAGGAAGAAAAGGGUGUAGAAAUGUGUCAUCAUGAGGUCCUAAGGCCAAUUCCAGUCGUGCUGAAGGAACCUGUCAAUGUUGAUGAACUAGUUGGCUUGUCUCAACUCACUCUACGAGAGCACGAAGGAGAACAUAGAGAGCAUUCGCCCCUGUCCUUAAGAUUGAUAGGCGAGGGCUCGAGACAGUCAGCUUUCCAUCCAAAAACUCCAGUUAGUCGUUCAAACUUAAACAAGGACGACAAUGAUACAAUCUAAGCUCUUUGAAAUGAAGGAGGGAGAAUUCUUCAUGCAUCACGAGCUUUUCUUGUAAAAUGACACCCUUAAACUAGUUUUUUUCUUAGAAACUCCGUAGUGUGGGUGUUUUUAUUGAUAUCAAGUAGGCUAGAGAAAGUUCUUUAAGUAUAUCUAUUCUUUGUAACUGUAAACAAAUAGAUAUGUAAUAAAUAUGUUAAUUAGCCGAUCCUAA